Messenger RNA from Prunus mume (Japanese apricot), 813 nucleotides. Lineage: Eukaryota; Viridiplantae; Streptophyta; Magnoliopsida; Rosales; Rosaceae. The record is from RefSeq and is a predicted model, not a curated record.
AUGGAGCUGGAUGGAAGCUUUGAGUCUUUGACCUACUCCUCCCACUCGUUGACUAAAAUUCAAGCAAGAUAUCAUAAACAAGGCAAUUGCUCUAGUUCGUGCGGAGAAAUCCAAAGCAUCAAGUACCCUUUUCGCCUAAAGGGUGAUCCAUCAGGCUGUGGUGACUCUGACCAUGAAUUUUCCUGCGUGGACGACAGAACCAUCUUAGAAAUCUUUCCAGGCAGAUUCUACGUGCACAACAUUUCAUAUAACGAUCAAAUACUCCGUUUGGUUGAUGUCAACUUUGCCAAUGGAAGCUGCAGCCUUCCAUCUGGCUCUGUUUUAUCAGCAGACAGGGACGUCAAGGAUUUUCGAUUCGGUGGAUUUGUAAACAGCUCUCGCAGUCUUUUUCGAUUUAUGAAGUGCUCCAAAAACAUCAGUAGCCUGCAAACAGCUGCUAAUUAUACAAGAGUUCCACGUUUGACAACAAACGGGAGUUACUUGUAUGCUAUUUAUGACCGCGACUAUUAUUAUCAUCGUCAACCACAACCAUCGUGCUCGCUUAUUUCAGUGGCGCCUGUGGAUUUUGAUCAGGACAUUAAGUUCCCUUCUUAUGAAGCUGUCAUGGAACUUUUGCAGGCUGGCUUUGAUGUUGGAUGGUCGGUUGAGUGCAGGGAUUGUUCUUUGGCUGGCAAGGGCUGUUUGAGUACAAAGAACCCACAUCACUUCAAAUUAUCUUAAUAUUGGUGGGAAUUGGUAUAGGAGCUCUAGUUGGUCUAUUCUUUAUAAUUCUCAUAUUGGUGGUCGUUAUCCUCAAGUAUCGGAGACGACGAA